CUGAGUUAUUUCUUCUGUAAUUCAAAUACUUGCAUUGAGAAGUGCAGUUUUCUGGGGGUUGUGGUAAGUUCUUCGAAGGUACUGCCGCACAGAUGUAUCAAUCUUUAUGCAAGACAUUGGCAUCUCUUCCCAAAUUAACUCGUGUUUACUGCGCCCAUGAGUAUACAAUGAAGAACCUGGAAUUUGGUUCAACCAUUGAACCAGAAAACAUUGUGUUGAUGGAGAAGUUGGAAUGGGCUAAGCAGCAAAGGAGGUUGAACCUACCAACCGUUCCAUCCACCAUCCAGGAUGAACUCGACAACAACCCCUUCCUCAGAGUUGAUUUACCACAUAUUCAGGAGAAGCUAUGGUGCACAUCAGCAGUGGAAGCCCUGAAGAAGCUAAGGCAACUCAAAGAUAAUUAUGGGAGUUAGAAAUAUAUAGAGCAUGCUAGUCAUCCCAACGUUGACCGUCGCGAAUGAUUAAAGCUCAUUGAUCUAAAAUCUUUAGAGAAUCUUUGAUCAUUCAUCACGUCAUCAUGCUCCUUAGUGAGCAUACUAAGAUGUUGCAUGUAUUUUCUCGACUGAGUAGAAUACUAAGGUUUCCGAAUAAAAAAUAUUGUGGUCGAGUUGCAUAAGUAUACGCAUAACAAUAACAAUAAUAAUGCUAGUGUAACACUCGAGGCAUGCCCGGUAGUUUCACAUUGAUAUGAGUUGAAAUAGCAAAUAUCAAUAGAGCUUGUAAAUUAUCUAAAGAAUUUG
Molecule: messenger RNA, 740 nt
Organism: Cuscuta europaea
Lineage: Eukaryota; Viridiplantae; Streptophyta; Magnoliopsida; Solanales; Convolvulaceae
Source: the annotation of a GenBank genome assembly